Microcebus murinus (gray mouse lemur) is the source of this 715-nucleotide messenger RNA. Lineage: Eukaryota; Metazoa; Chordata; Mammalia; Primates; Cheirogaleidae. The record is from RefSeq and is a predicted model, not a curated record.
CUUUGAGGAAAUGCUCGAAUUUUAGACACACACACACACACACACACACACACACACACACAUAAAAAGAGGAAACGGAUAGAAACUCAGAAAUCAUGUGAUUGAUGACUAAGUUAAAUCUUUUCUACUUACUGAAAAAGAAGAGUCUGAUGAUUAGUUGUUGAACCUCCUUGCAUUUUUAAAGUUUUGGGAGACAGUGAAUCAUGUUCCUAUUUAUGAUUUUUCCUACCCUGUUUUCUUCCAUAUUUACUGAACCUGGGAAGCAAAAUUGGGUCUGCAACUCCUCUGAUGCAAGCAUUUGGUACACCUACUGUGAUCACAUGGAAUACCCUAUUUCAGUUAAUGUUAACCCUUGUAUAACAUUGAAGGGAACCAGAGGACUUUUGCAUCUUUACUUCAUUCCAAGGAGAGACUUAAACAAAUUAUAUUUCAAUCUCUAUAUAUCUAUCAACUCCAUGGAGCUUCCAAAGCGCAAAGAAGUUAUUUGCCGAGGAUCUAACGACAUUUAUUCUUUUUGUAGGGCUCUGAAAGGAGAGACAGUGAAUACAACAGUAUCAUUCUCCUUCAGUGGAAUAAGAUUUUCUAAGGGAAAAUACCGAGGUAUUGUUGAAGCUAUUGCUGGGAAUACUGAAGAAAUGCUCUUUUGCUUGAAUUUUACCCUCAUAUACCGCCCUCGUUUAAAUUAGAAUAAAUUGAGCAUAUUUUUUUUUCUCAA